This is a messenger RNA of Cherax quadricarinatus, 1717 nucleotides long. RefSeq names its product probable E3 ubiquitin-protein ligase bre1. NCBI's taxonomy places the organism in Eukaryota, Metazoa, Arthropoda, Malacostraca, Decapoda, Parastacidae. The record is from RefSeq and is a predicted model, not a curated record.
GGGAGGAGCAGGUCACAUCACGUCCACUUGUCUUAUAUCAUCACUAUGGGCCGGCCAACAUCCACUGUUCAGAAAAGCUUGCUGAUGUCACAUAGAGAGGAAUUUUUGUUGCUACGACGUCGGCAGCCACUUGUACUAGGUAAACACUCGAUACCCAGCAUAAUGAAAUACGCGUUCCUCUACUUGCAAUGGCUGAAGGUGGGCGUAACCAUCAUCAGAAGAGAUUCCCAAGAUGAAGGCAGUCGGAGAAUUGUACAUGUGUUUGAGAACGGACGUUGGAAAAGGAACAGUUUUAAUCAGUCACAAGGACAACAACAGGAGAAACGGCAACAGAGACGAGAGCAGCAGCAGCAGCAGCAAGGACAACAUGGACAACAACAGCGUCCAAAACAGUUACGACAAUUGCAGGAACAACAGCUACGGCGGUGGCUCUGGUCAACUUUACAACAUACACGGAUUCAUGAGAGAGAGAGGAACAAAACCUAUGGGAGUUGUUCAUCCCAGCGCUCCACAGGAACUUCUAGGCCCAGCUGGGCACAGAUGAGGCCAAAUUUAUACAAAAAAAGCAAGCACGGGAUUGGCACCAGUAAAGUCAACUGUAAUCAGUUUGAAAAUUUACGUAAGAUGAGUGAAGCCUCGAGAAAACUUAACGAAAGGAAAACGAACAAGGAGCUACACGAUGUAAACAAAUCUGCGUUAGGUCACAUUGUUGUGGCUAACCACGAGGCUGAGAAAUUGACCAAUCACUCAGCCUCACAAGCUAUCUCGUCUUCAAGACCGUCUCACGACCAGGUAGAUGCACUCCAUUUUACAAUACACGACAAUCCAAACAAGUUCAAAAUACAAGGGAAACAUUUCCGAAAGAUAAAUUUUGACAGCUCACAUUUUGAAAGGGUACAUGAUAUUUACUUCAAAAAUAUCGCCAAUGGUCAGAAACGUGUUUCUUCAGCACCUCAUACAAUGGCUUCGGGCAUAAAAUACGAAAAUGCCAAAAGUGACUCGAGUUCCCAUAAUAGAAUCAAGGAUCCAAUGUGGUCUCACUACAUUUCCACGUCUGCCAAUCUGUCCCCAAAAGACCUAGUGAAAAAGGGAAGUACCUCUAACUGUCUUUCACCAUUGUUCAAUUGCUCAUUUCAGGUGCAUGAUCUCCCCAGUACACCAGAUUUUAAGAAAGAACUCUCAAUUGACCCAGAGAGUUCUCCUCUUCAGGCAGUUUUGAAGAUGGAUUUGUUUAGUUCUCCAACAAAAAUCGGUUAUGAUAUCCCAUGUAGCCCUGUUUACGAAAUCCAAGAAAGUGGAGAUGGAAGUUCUGUAGUUCCUCUUUCCCCGUGGAACACUAAGAGUUUUAUCCCUCACAGCCCUUCAUUAUUUUCUGCCAAAACGGCAGAAUUCACUGAAAGACGUUUGGCUAACACACAAAAACUGCCGGGUUCCUUUUGUCCAUAAAUAUUUAGGGAGAUUGAAAUGUUAACUGUAAUGAAAUAAGCCUCUUAUGCCUUGCUCGUGUAUUCGUGGCAGUUGCAGCAUUAUUAUCCCUCAUAGCGAACAAAAAAUACUUCAGGGAUUAAAGAAAGUAAAUUUAUAAAUAGGAGCAUGAAUUAAGGAAUAUGAAUCACACCACGCAUCGUGGAAUCUUUCUCGAGUGAUUAUUUUCUAAGACUUUAUAGUGUAUCCUCUCCAAGAAUGUUAUUGUCUGCUGCUUGCUCACCCUGAGCUA